GUUUCCAUAAAGCACAGAUCGAGGAUCAGUGUACCCUGUCCAUAUCCACCUUGAUGAGCAAGAGGUAAAAUAGCUCAACUGACUUGCAAUCAGUACAACUUUACGCAAAAACAAAUAAUGUUCCAGGCAAGAUAAAUUGCUCUGAUGUUGCUUUCCACUCCAGGCAUACGAGUAGAUCACAGAACAUCCAAUCGAGCAAAAAUGGCGGAUAACAAGGAUCCUUUCAAACAGAUGAAGGAUCUCAACCAGCUCAAGAAUCAGCUGGAAGACAUCCAGAAACGUGUGGAGAGUGAAUUUGCAGAAGGAAUCCCGCAGGGGGGCUCUGUGCUGGCAUCUCCCUUCCUGAAGGGCUUCCUGGCUGGCUAUAUGGUGGCCAAGCUCCGCUCCUCAGCUCUCAUAGGAGUGCUACUGGGAACAUUCACAGGCAUCUACGCUGCACAGAACUAUCAGGUUCCCAACAUCGAAAGCACCCUGAAAGACUAUAUGAGUUUGUUUAGAAAAGGACCCAAGUAAUGGGCAGAACCAGGCCUAGGCUUCAUCUUCUAACUGCCUGAGGUGUGUGGCACAAUCACCAUGUCUCUUUGUCAGAGGCUCAAACCUCUCCUUUGUAUACUGUAAAAAAUAUUUGGUUUUAACUGGAUUUUGGUGUGAAAGAGUGAGUUUGCUUUGGGUUUUGUGCAAAUGUUAAACGGUAAAUCUGUCAGUGCCCUGGGAAAAUCUAUUUUAUUCUCUGCUGAUCAGAUUAUAAAGUGUGUAAAAGGGGAUAAGGUUAUGUGCCUUGAGUGUAAGCUUACAUUGCAGGGGUGUUUGACUGCUUGCCUUAGUAACAUUGCCUGGUGCAGCCAUCUAGGCCUAAUUGAUUUUGAAUCAAUGAUGUGAACAACAAGACAGUGUUCUUUUUUUGUUUUCUGAGCAGAAAUAACUUUUUUACCAUCUUAAAAUACAAACAUACCUUGAAUAGAUUUGGCCAAAAUUA
This is a messenger RNA of Oncorhynchus keta (chum salmon), 976 nucleotides long. RefSeq names its product SLC35A4 upstream open reading frame protein-like. The transcript is spliced from 3 exons. Bases 145 to 513 code for a protein of 122 amino acids. The record is from RefSeq and is a predicted model, not a curated record. Lineage: Eukaryota; Metazoa; Chordata; Actinopteri; Salmoniformes; Salmonidae.